Messenger RNA from Oncorhynchus tshawytscha (Chinook salmon), 4068 nucleotides. RefSeq names its product actin-related protein 2-A. Gene Ontology annotation, cellular component: Arp2/3 protein complex; actin cortical patch. Gene Ontology annotation, biological process: Arp2/3 complex-mediated actin nucleation. Bases 110 to 1294 code for a protein of 394 amino acids. Gene Ontology annotation, molecular function: actin filament binding. Lineage: Eukaryota; Metazoa; Chordata; Actinopteri; Salmoniformes; Salmonidae. The transcript has 9 exons. The record is from RefSeq and is a predicted model, not a curated record.
UGUGUCAUACAUUCCGGAAAAAGCCCUUUGCUAGAGCCGGGGUGCUGUUUUCCGCCUUGCCGAAGAAAGUUGUGCCAGGGAGGGUUGCUGGUUUCUGUAUUCCGAGAAAAUGGACAGCCAGGGAAGGAAAGUGGUGGUUUGCGACAAUGGGACCGGGUUUGUGAAGUGCGGCUAUGCAGGCUCCAACUUCCCAGAGCACAUUUUCCCGGCGUUGGUUGGCAGGCCAAUCAUUCGCUCCACAGCUAAAGUGGGAAACAUUGAGAUCAAGGACCUGAUGGUGGGGGAUGAGGCGAGCGAGCUGCGCUCCAUGCUGGAGGUGAACUACCCCAUGGAGAACGGCAUCGUGAGGAACUGGGACGACAUGAAGCACCUGUGGGACUACACCUUUGGUCCCGAGAAGCUCAACAUCGACUCACGCAACUGCAAGAUCCUGCUCACCGAGCCGCCCAUGAACCCAACCAAGAACCGCGAGAAGAUCAUUGAGGUGAUGUUUGAGACGUACCAGUUCUCUGGGGUUUACAUAGCCAUCCAAGCUGUGCUCACACUCUAUGCUCAAGGUCUCCUGACCGGCGUGGUGGUGGACUCUGGUGAUGGCGUCACCCACAUCUGCCCCGUGUACGAAGGCUUCUCCCUGCCCCACCUGACCCGACGCCUGGACAUUGCAGGACGGGACAUUACGCGCUACCUCAUCAAGUUGCUGUUGCUGAGAGGCUACGCCUUCAACCACUCGGCGGACUUUGAGACGGUGCGCAUGAUGAAGGAGAAGCUGUGCUACGUGGGCUACAACAUCGAGCAGGAGCAGAAGCUGGCGCUGGAGACAACCGUGCUGGUUGAGUCCUACACGCUCCCCGACGGCAGGAUGAUCAAGGUGGGAGGGGAGCGGUUCGAAGCCCCUGAGGCUCUAUUCCAGCCCCACCUCAUCAAUGUGGAGGGAGUCGGGGUGGCAGAGCUUCUCUUCAAUACUAUCAAUGCAGCAGACAUCGACACCAGGUCUGAGUUCUACAAACACAUAGUGCUGUCAGGGGGCUCCACCAUGUACCCUGGCCUUCCCUCUCGACUGGAGCGUGAGCUCAAGCAGCUCUACCUGGAGCGCGUGCUGAAGGGAGAUGUGGAUAAGCUCUCGAAAUUCAAGAUCCGGAUCGAGGACCCCCCUCGGCGCAAGCACAUGGUGUUCCUGGGUGGGGCCGUGCUGGCCGACAUCAUGAAGGACAAGGACAACUUCUGGCUGACAAGGGAGGAGUACCAGGAGAAGGGGGUGCGUGUCCUGGAGAAGCUGGGGGUCACUGUCAGAUAAACCCCCCUCCCAGAUGCACAUGUCUGGGCUAAGUCUAAAAUGGCACCCUAUUCCCUUAUUGCACUACUUUUGACCACACCCCAUAGGGUAGUGCACUAUCUCGGGAAUAGGGUGCCAUUUGGGAUGUAGCCUUGGUCUUGUCUCCCGCCCUCCUUCUCCGCUACGUCCUCCACUUGAUAUCCAUCUACAGCUCACUUCUUUGUGACCCGAUCAUCUGUUUUUACCACCCCUGUCCCAGAUUCGCUCGCUCACUCUCCAAGGGCAUGUUGUGACAGACGGUUGGGGAGGUGGGAGGAGAUGGAUGAGGUGCUGACAACAUGUCUCCUGGGAAUAGUUUCAAUCACGUUGCCCAACUUAUUCGGUCAAAACACGAUCCCAAUGAUCAUCAAGAUGAAGUCAAUUAUUAUUAGGGAUUCAUUUAUAGAGGGGGUGUCGGAUUCUCCUGUGUUGUGGGCACAGGGUUCACAAGGGGCCUCCAUCAAAGGCAAGCUGCCUUUAAAUUUUUUUUAAAUUACACCCUUCUGCCUAUCUUUGUCUUUUGUCCAGUCUUAAUGAGCAGGUGAUUUCUUGCUCCUCUUGAGGAGGUUGUGUUAAUGUUGGGGGGAGGUCAGGGGGUGAUGGUGGAUUAGAGUGCAGGUGGUUUUUGGGACAUGUUUCUCCUUCUCACAGGGUCCACCUGCCCACUUGUCUGAAUCCCAUAUCUAGUCUGUUGCCAUUGUGUCGUAAGAGGGAUGUGAUGAUGACAAAAAAAAAUGGCUGGCCUUCCCUCACGAUUAAAAAAGGCAUUUCAUUCCACUGAUGGCUAAAUAUUUGCCAUGUAUUCAAUUCCAAUGAGGACUGCUCAGCCUUUUUCUUUGAAGUCAUGUUUUGUGCUCACAUUAAUUUCGCUGAUGCGCUUUCCUUUUGGAGGAGAAGUGGUUUUGCCUUUCGUUUUGUCAGACGAACAAAUAACGUCUUGUAUUUUUUUUGCAGUGCAUUACUCCCGUGUUUGUUUUCGUAACGAGUGAGGAUGUGUCGUCCUCAUCAUGGCUGUUGGACACGAGUCAUUCGGUUUUUAAGGUCUGGGUUACAUUUUGCCCUCAACAGCAGGUCUAGGAUCUCUAUCCCAGGCCUAUCCUUAACCAUUGUGAGCUAAACAAUGCAUCCGACCUAGGACCAGUUGUUAAGGGCAUACUGAACCGUAACCUGUUUAGAGGGGCAGUCAUUCUGAGACCAGUAGGAACUCUCUCUAGUCUCCGCUCCAGUGAAGAUUUUUUUUUUUUUUUUAGGUCUGGGGUUGUUGCGGGUGUUGAACAUUUGUAAUAUUAAUAAGAAUCAGUAGACAUGGAGACCACAUAAAAGCUGGUAUUUAAGGUUUUCCUUUUUUGGUUUUCAUAUGUAUAUGAACUUACACAAUAUAUGUGUAUCAUUUUCUUUUUUAUCCAAACAGUCAUCCAGUGCCAAGUGCAGUUAUUGUAGCUGGGUUUUUUUUUUUUUUUCAUAGCAUAACUGCCUACCGCUGAUUUUUAAAUAAAGCAAAGUGAUUUAUAAAUACCUGGUGGUGCGCUGUCUUUGAGAUGUACCAAGUGGUCUCCAUAAAUACUUGUGACAUUAUCGUCGUUGUCGGCAGUGAUCCUAAAUAAGACCGAAUUAAAGGCAGAUGGAAUUGCCUCAAAAGAAUGAAGUUGGUACAUUCACGUGUACGGAUGCAUGGGUGUGUUGUGUAACUAUGUGGUCAUAUUUAGAAUGAAGGUUGCAGAGAACAAGAAUGUGAGGGGCUUCUUUGUGAGUGUCAAUUUUUUUAUUUGUCACAUUUUAAAGUCUUACCAUAGAUUUUCAGUCCAAUUUAAGUCAAAACGGUAACUUAGCCACUCGAACAUUUAUUGUUUUGGUAAGCAACUCCAGUAUAUACACUGUGUACAAAACAUUAGGAGCACCUCCAUGACAGAAUGACCAGUUGAAAGCGAUGAUCCCUUAUUGAUGUCACCUGUUAAAUCCACUUCAAUCAGCGUAGAUGGAUGGGAGGAGAUGUGCUAAAGAAGAUUUUCUUGCCUUUGGACGAGGUAUGGUGGUAGGUGCCAGGCGCAUCGGUUUGGGUGUGUCAAGAACUGCAACUCUGCUGGAUUUUUCACACUCAACAGUUUCCCGUGUGUAUGAAGAAUGGUGCACCACCCAAAGGACAUCCAGCCAACUUGACGCAACUGUGGGAAGUGUUGGAGUCAACAUGGGCCAUCAUCCCUGUGGGACGCUUUCAACAUCUUGUAGUCCAUGCCCUGACGAAUUGAGGCUGUUCUGAGGGUUAAGGGGGUGUAACUCAAUAUUAGGAAGGUGUUCCUAAUGUUUUGUACACUCAUUGUAAUUUGGCCUUGUUUUAGGUUAUCCUUCUGAAAGAUGAGGUUGUCUCCCAGUAUCUGUCGGAGAGCAGAGUGAACCAGGUUUUCCUCUAGGAUUUUGCCAAUUUAUCUCUAUUCCAUUAAAAAAAAAAUCCUUAGUCCUUGCUGAUGACAAGCAUACCGAUAACAUGAAGAAGCCACCCCCAUGCUUGAAAAUAUGAAGUGGUACUCAAUGUGUUGUUGGAUUGGCUGCAAACGUAACUCCUUGUAUUCAGGAAAUGAAGUUAAUGUCUUUGCCACAUUUUUUGCAGUUUUACUUGUGCCCUUUUGCAAACAGGAUACAUGUUUUGGAAUAUUUUUAUUUAGUUCCUUUUUACUGUUUUAGGUUAAUAUUGAGGAGUAACUAUGUUGAUCCAUCCUCAGUUUUCUCCUAUCGCAGCCAUUAAACUCUGUUUAAGUCAC